CUCCGAGAUCGUUAGCCCCACUCGAUACCGCGAUCUCAUCGCAUACCUGGGCGCGGAAGAGAUGGAUUUCAACAACAGUGCAGCCGCCUGCCUUAUGAGAACCAGCCAACUCGACGCAUUCGGCCCUUUGGCAACAGCAAACAGAGCCGCUGUACCCUUGGUGAGCAAUCAGCACCCACUCCCAAUCGACAACUCACAUUCACCCUCGGCCGACACGACCUGCGACCACCUCCUCAGCACCUCACCAUUCAUCUCGUUCCCCAGGACGACCAGACACCUGAGCCCCGUCAGGCCCUGCACAUCGCGCUCGAACACGCCCUGCAUCUGCGCCCGCGCGGCGCGCGUCGAGGCGAGGGCGCGCCACCACGCCUGGAUGCGCACUGCCGCGUCGCUCCUGCGGCGCAGCUCCGAGCGCUCGAGACGCCGCGCCUUGGCCUGGUCGGUGAUGGACGCGAGCGUGGACACGGACGACGCGCCGCCGAGGUUGAUCUGCCGCCGUCCUUCGCUGCCGAAUAGAGGGAUCAUGGGUGUAGCGGCUCAAGUGGGUGAGUGGGUAGGUGGGUGUGGGAGAGGACGUGCUAUGCUAUGCGUGCGUGCGUGCGUGCGUGGGGGCGUCAAUCGAGAAAUGAGAUCAGACUCGACGCGCGUCUGUCUGCUC
Molecule: messenger RNA, 658 nt
Organism: Mycena citricolor
Lineage: Eukaryota; Fungi; Basidiomycota; Agaricomycetes; Agaricales; Mycenaceae
Source: the annotation of a GenBank genome assembly